CGGCGGGGCGCGCGGCUGCGCACAAGGGAUUCCGGACCCGGUCGGGUUUGUCGCGCGGAGCAGAGGCGUUGGCGCGCCGGGGAAGAUUUUAAAAGGAGGACUCCGGAGUUCCCGUUGCUGCUUCCGGGUUGGUGCCAGAGCUGGGAGCUGCUCUGCAGACCUCACCUCACUGCUCGCGAGGGGAGCCGCUGACAUCCAAAGCGCCGUCAAAGCCUCUUUAUGUCAUGGUACAGAAGCCAGAUUCUCUGCUCAGUGUUCGGUAUUAACCAUUUCUGAGUCUGUGAAGGCAUCGCUGCGCAUUCCUAUUGCUAUAGCUCUGCGCUGGCAGCAGAAUACCCUGGACGGCCCUCGGCAGAUACCACGGUGACCGGGCUCCUUCGGGAAGGAAGAGCUUGUGCUGCCAGCUCAGAUCUGCAGACCCCUCAGCUCAGCACCUUGACCUGGCGCCACCUUUGGAGGAUGAAUCAGGACAGUGACUCAAGUGAUCAGCCCACGGGCCAGGACCCGCUCCUAUUGCUGAAAACCCUUCAGCUCCUCUGGACAAAGAAGGAGAUGAAGAAGUUCAAGGAAGAAGCCCGACGGGGCUUUGCGGGGCUGGAGGAGCCGCUGGCGGGACUCCUGGCCAUGCUGGAGGGCAGCGGCGACUGGAAGGGGAAGGGCCAUUCCCUGGGGUAUUGCAUCGUCACCGAGCUGCAGCUCUGGAUGAAAGAACAUCCUGCUGCUCAACAGUCUGGCAUCACGCUGAAGAAGCUGCAGGCCCGUGUGCUCAGCAUACUAGCCCAGUGCCCAGCUAAUCUGCUUGACCCUCUGAUCAGCAUUUACCAGCUCCAUACAGCAGACCGGAACUAUUUGCUUGGACACGUCAGUCAUCUUUAUCACAGGGGCGAUUACAAAGAGGCAGCAGUGCUGAGCAUUAAGCUAAAAUUACAGCCAGAUCAAGAUGUAGAGAAGAUGUGCACGCCGCUGCUGCUCCAAGAUAAAACGAACUUGGUGGAAGAUUACGUGGGAGACUAUCCCGAGCUCCAGAGCAAGCUCUUGCAGAUCCUCGACACGUGGUGUGAACCUGGUUUUAAUAUCAGAGACAUCACAAGCCAAUAUCAAGGCCUGUCCGGGUACAAACCAGAAAAAUUUAACCGCAAAAUGCUGAGCAAGCUGGUCUUCAGACUCCUAGACCGAUUUAAUGCAGAUCCAGCUCUCUGCCCUAAUGUCGUAAAUCAGCGGCACUUGAGAACUCUGAAUUAUCUCUUCUACAAGAGGUUUGUUGAGAAAACCAUGACUCAGGAGAACUGGACAGAUCAUGUUCAGAGCACAGUCGGAGAGAAUCGAUGGCUUCAAGGGCACCUGAUGCAGUUGCUGAUGCGUUACUGUGAUUUGAAAACAGCAGCAAGAUGGGCACAACGCUGCAACCUGCCCAAGGAGAUGCUGCCUUACAGAGUGGCUGAGGAGCUUCAGAAGCUUCAGGAGCGAGAGAGGGUAGAAGAGGCCACGAAAGCAGAUCAUCAUGAAGAGAGGAAGAAGGAGGACUAUUACCAGCUUCCUAUUCCACGGGCAAACAUUCACUUCCUGCAGACAUGGGAAGAGACGCAGCGGUGCUGGGAAAAGGUGCUGCGGCCGGGGCAGGUUGUUGGCAUUGACAUGGAGUGGAAGCCGUCGUUCGGCAUGGUCGGGAAGCCCCGCGUGUCCCUCCUUCAGCUUGCUCUGCACGAUGAGGUGUUCCUGCUCGACUUGCCACGGCUCCUCGAGCAAGCUGUGACGGAGGCUGAGAAGGAGAAGCUUCCCCAUUUCAUCCAGAGGCUCUAUUCGGAUGCAGCCAUCACUAAACUAGGUUAUGGGAUGUCUGGAGACCUCAGCAGCCUCGCGGCCACGUGGUCAGCUUUGAAAGACACGGACAAGCAAGCGCAAGGUGUGGUGGACCUGCUCACAAUAGACAAACAACUGCAGAAGGGCUCCAUUGACUGGAAGAAGGGCGGCCGGAAGGUCGACGUCGUGUCCCCAGAGCAGAGCGACGAGGAUAGAGGGUGCAGGCAGCCAGAGAAAGGACUCAGCCUCUUGGUGCAGCACGUGCUGGGGAAGCCUCUGGAUAAGACAGAGCAGCUGUCCAACUGGGAGAAGCGGCCUCUCCGGGAGGAACAGAUCCUGUAUGCAGCUUCCGAUGCAUACUGCUUGCUGGAGAUCUACGAGAAGCUCUGUAAGGAUCCGGAGAGCUUCGGUCUGAGCUCAGACCUGACUGGGAGUCUGGUGGGAAAACCAAGCAUGAAACCCAGGGCAAAGAAACAGCUGAAUAAACAAGAAGUCCUGUCACCUUCUGGACAGCAAUGUGAAGGACACCAAAAGGAGACCUCGUGUCCCACUGCUCCCAUCUCCCCGAAGGAGUUCAGCGUGGUCUGCGAUAACAUGCUGCAAGGCCUCGGGCGCUAUCUUCGCUGCCUCGGGGUGGAUGUCCAGAUGCUGGAGAAUGAGGAUGACCACAGGAAGGCUGCUGAGAUUGCCCGACAGGAAGGAAGAGUCAUUUUAACCUCCGGACUCCCGUAUCAGACUCUGCGGUCCCAGGUAGCAGAGGGAAGAUGUUUCUCUGUGAACUCCUCAGAAAAGGCAAAGGAACAGGCCGUGCAGGUCCUGAAGCACUUCAACGUGCAGGUGUCCCUGGCCGAUAUCUUCAGCCGCUGCCAGAGAAUUCAGAGCCCUGGGGAAGGUCCAUCUGCCAACGAUGAUCUCGGCUCUUUGGGAAGCCUGGGCCUGUGCGGGGGAGCUCUGCUCCUCGCUCCUUCCCAACCCUGCGCGUCCUGACGCCGCUCACCGGUGAGGCUGUCACCUCAUGGCACGGGAACGGCCAUGGGGCUGUCACCUCCCAGCACAGGAACAGCCAUGGGGCUGUCACCUCACGGCACGGGAACAGCCAUGGGGCUGUCACCUCACGGCACGGGAACAGCCAUGGGGCUGUCACCUCGCAGAACAGGAACGACCAUGGGGCUGUCACCUCCCAGCAUGGGAACCGGCCAUGGGGCUGUCACCUGGGCCAGAUGGGGAACCAACCAUGGGACUGUCACCUGGGCCAGAGAGGGAACCAGCCAUGGGACUGGAUGUACAAGCCCUAAUCUGCUGUCUCCAAAUCCCGUCUUCUGUGGCAGCUCCAGGUGCUCAUGACAGACGUGAUGCUGUGUUCGGUGAAAGACUCAGACAAUUCUCGACAGUUGUGGACACCCCCCUUUGCUCUUGACUCCUUGGCUGGACAACUCCACUUUUACUCCUGGAGGAACUGAGGCAGGGAAAUGAUCCAUCUGGUGGGAACACCAGUGGCAAAGUCCCGGUUUCCUGGGACACACCGGCUGGAGAAGUGACGUGUGAGAGCCCUGUUGUGCUUGACAUUAACUGCUAGACAAGCAGCUCGGCAGCCAGCAGAAGCUGGAACCCUGGCGGUGCCCUCCUGUGCCGUAUCAGAGGAAGAUAAAUCUUGAGUGAUUAGUUUUUUUAAAUGAGAAUUCUCAGCAAAUAAACGAGCUGCCUGCACGGUGAUAAUGGGCUGUUUGGAAAGCGAGUCUGUGGAGCGUACACGCGGCUGUAAGUCAUCAAAACCAUCUUAUCCUGUGGAGUCUCCUGUGCUGAACUCGUGUUUACAUUAUCAGACAGAAAAAGGAAUUUUUCAAUGGAUAUUUUCUUAUAAUUUGUUCAGCGCAGCAGCAGCGUGGUCAGGGCCUGUCUGCAUAGGGCUGGGUGUCUGUGCUGGCUGCGGACACUCACACUCCUUCUCUCCAUCCCGUUCUUACUAUUUUGACACGUGUUGCUCUGCGUGCUGAGGUUUGAUGGACCCUGAGCAUCCUGCGAGGAGUGUGCUGGUGGUCCUGCGGCCCGAUGCUGACGAGGACAGGCUCAUGGGGACACCGAUCCUGCCCUCAUCCCUUCCCAUGGCUGCCCCAUGUGCAAGAGGAAGCCCGUGGGGAAGGGUGCGAGUCCAUGUGCUGAGCGAAGCUGCUCACGGUAUUUGUUGCUGUGAUGUAGAAGCAUUGACAGUUUAUGCACCAACUAUUUUUUUGCUUAUUUUAAGAAGUUCUCCUAAUUAAUCCUAUCGUUCAGUUGCCAGUUAAAAGCUAAGAACAGCAUUUCAGAGGAUGGUCCUAGAUAGCUGGCUGUAGUUCACCACACCAAUCAUUUCCCCUGAUCUUUGCCUGUCUCCUUCCUUUCCUGCGAUCUUCUCACCCAUAAAGAUCCCUUUGUACGGUUUCUGCUAAAGUCAGUGCUGGGUAAUUGGCCGAUUUCCUGCACGCUGGCGGUUUUGUGGGGUCAUUGUGCUCGCGCUCAUCUCCCUCCAACCCAGCACUUGGGGCUGGUGGAGACCCCGCCAGUGCAACAACGUGCGGCGGGCACGGCCACGUGUGCUCUGCUCAGGGAUGCUCAGACUGUACUUUGGGAGAAACAUUAGCAAAAAAGCGGUGAGGUGACUCAGAUCAGAGUGCUGGGCCCAGCGUUAGGUAACCGUGGAGAAAAUAUAACUUGAACUUGAUGCCAGAUCUCCCAUUUGUUUGUGUGUGUGAAAUCUCUUGGCAUCUCACAUCUGCUCUCUGAAAAGCUGGUAUUUUUAGAUUUAUGACAGGUUAAUUUUUGAUGCUGGAGGCCUUGAAACUGUUCUGACAUGAACCCAAGCUAUUCUACCAUCCUCAAAAACGAACUCUUAAAUGAGAACGGAAACUUAUUGAACUAUACUUCAGCGACAGUAAGCAGAGCACUUUAACACGUGCAGGGAAAGAAGCCUGGGAGGAAGGGGCACAAACGUGGCGGUGGAUCAGAACGCAGAGCUCUCGCGAGGCGCUGCGCCGCUCACCCCGCGGAGCUGCACCCACGAGGAGUCAGCCUCGCAUGCGGGGCCGGCACCGUCCAGAUGUGCAGCGGCUGGAAUGUCAACCGCUCUGCAGUGUUCGCAGGCGCUUCGCAUCUGCAUCUGUGUCUGAUUAGCCGGGGUUGCGCAACGGUGGCCGGCGAUGGUGCCAGUUCUUCGUUCCUUACCUUGACCCGCGGUUUCGCUCCUUUGCGCCUGUUUUGGUUUGGCUGGAGCCACCGGCCCCCCGUGGGCUUGGCCACAACCGCACUGUGCGCGUUCCAGCCAGCACCAGGGUGCAGAGGCUGGAUGGUGCUUCUGAUUCCCGUUCUGAUGGUCGUUGCGCAGGUGACAGUGUGACAGCCCACCUGGGGUCGGGGACGGUGAACUGGAGGUGGCCGUGAGCCCAGGCUUUCUGUAACAGGAUUUUCACAAUGAUUUGCUUCCCUGUCAUGUUGUUUCAAAUUCCUCACAAGCCAUACUUUUCACAGUCUGGGUUUUCUCUCAUGAAUUUCUCAAGGGGCUAUCUGCAGGGGAAACUAUUUCUCACCAUAACAAACAACCAAAGCCUUCAUCGUUAAAAAAUAAAGCACCAACAUGGCCCUACAAA
This is a messenger RNA of Columba livia (rock pigeon), 5420 nucleotides long. It is a transcript of the gene EXD3, whose product is annotated as exonuclease 3'-5' domain containing 3. Gene Ontology annotation, biological process: nucleobase-containing compound metabolic process. The transcript is spliced from 22 exons. The record is from RefSeq and is a predicted model, not a curated record. Gene Ontology annotation, molecular function: 3'-5' exonuclease activity; nucleic acid binding. NCBI's taxonomy places the organism in Eukaryota, Metazoa, Chordata, Aves, Columbiformes, Columbidae. Bases 460 to 2787 code for a protein of 775 amino acids.